AUGGCCCGUAGAAAUGCGCAUUUCAGCAAGACGGCGAGUACAUUGAACAAGAAAGCUAGUAAUAGCACAGUGAAAGCAGGUGCUGCAGCUUUGUUGGUGGGCGUGACGGUGUACAGUACCUUUUAUGGUGCGAAAAUAUGGACAAAUCGUCACGAGGAUAUACCAAAGCAUGCUAGAGAGGAAAUGCAGAGGGGACACGCCCCCACAGAGACCAGUCGCACCAAAGGCAACGAGAACUCGCCUUCAAGAAUGUAG
Molecule: messenger RNA, 255 nt
Organism: Coprinopsis cinerea okayama7#130
Lineage: Eukaryota; Fungi; Basidiomycota; Agaricomycetes; Agaricales; Psathyrellaceae
Exons: 4
Coding region: 1-255 (84 amino acids)
Source: RefSeq, a predicted model, not a curated record